Messenger RNA from Myodes glareolus (Bank vole), 3457 nucleotides. It is a transcript of the gene Med15, whose product is annotated as mediator complex subunit 15. Gene Ontology annotation, biological process: regulation of DNA-templated transcription. The record is from RefSeq and is a predicted model, not a curated record. NCBI's taxonomy places the organism in Eukaryota, Metazoa, Chordata, Mammalia, Rodentia, Cricetidae. Gene Ontology annotation, molecular function: transcription coregulator activity.
GCGGUGGCGGUGGGGGCGAGGGGCACGGGCUACGAGCAUGGACGUUUCGGGGCAGGAGACCGACUGGCGUAGCGCCGCCUUUCGGCAGAAACUGGUUAGCCAAAUAACCACCGGAGAAACUAUUCUUAGAUCCUCCUGAGCAGGGUUUUGUGGAGCUUCCUUGACGGAUUCAUGUUGCAUGUCCCUGGUCUUCAGGCUCUUAGAGAACAAGUAUGCACCUGUCCUGACAUGUCCAUACCUAGCAUCAGUGAGGAUGCCAUGAGGAAAGCUGGUGUGGCCCACAGUAAAUCUAGCAAGGAUAUGGAGAGUCAUGUGUUCCUGAAGGCCAAGACCCGGGAUGAAUACCUUUCCCUUGUGGCCCGGCUCAUUAUCCAUUUCAGAGAUAUUCAUAACAAGAAAUCACAAGCUUCUGUCAGUGACCCCAUGAAUGCACUGCAGAGCCUUACUGGUGGACCCACUCCAGGAGCAACUGGAAUUGGCAUGCCUCCUCGGGGCCCAGGACAGUCCCUAGGCGGGAUGGGUGGCCUUGGCGCCAUGGGACAGCCAAUGCCCAUCUCUGGGCAGCCACCCCCUGGAACCUCUGGGAUGGCCCCUCAUGGCAUGGCUGUGGUAUCUACAGCAACUCCACAGACUCAGCUGCAGCUCCAGCAAGUGGCAUUACAGCAACAGCAGCAGCAGCAGCAGCAGCAACAGCAGCAGUUCCAGCAGCAGCAGGUAGCACUGCAACAGCAGCAACAACAGCAGCAGCAGCAGCAACAGCAAUUCCAGGCACAACAGAAUGUCAUGCAGCAACAGUUCCAAGCAGUAGUGCAGCAGCAGCAGCAUCUCCAGCAGCAGCAGCAGCAACACCUGAUUAAGUUGCAUCACCAAAGUCAGCAACAACAGAUCCAACAGCAGCAACUGCAGAGGAUGGCACAAUUGCAGCUGCAGCAGCAGCAACAACAGCAACAGCAGCAAGCUUUGCAGGCCCAACCACCAAUGCAGCAGCCACCAAUGCAGCAGCCACAGCCUCCCCCUUCUCAGGCCCUACCCCAGCAGCUGCAACAGAUGCAUCAUCCACAGCAUCACCAGCCACCACCUCAGGCCCAGCAGUCCCCAGUUGCUCAGAACCAACCACCACAACUCCCACCACAGUCACAAAGCCAGCCUUUGGUGUCACAAGCACAAGCCCUCCCUGGACAAAUGCUGUAUGCUGCCCAACAACAGCUGAAAUUUGUCCGUGCUCCGAUGGUGGUCCAGCAGCCGCAGGUGCAGCCCCAGGUGCAGCAGGUGCAGCCCCAGGUGCAGCAGCAGGCGGCAGUGCAGACAGCACAGGCUGCCCAGAUGGUAGCUCCCGGCGUCCAGAUGAUUGCUGAAGCCUUGGUCCAAGGCGGGAUGCACGUAAGAGCCCGGUUCCCGCCCACCUCCGCCAUGUCUGCUGGCCCGUCAAGCUCCAUCUCUUUGGGCAGACAGCCCACAGCACAGGUCAGCCAAAGCAACCUCACCAUGCUGUCCUCACCAUCACCGGGCCAGCAGGUGCAGACCCCACAGUCGAUGCCCCCUCCUCCACAGCCCUCCCCGCAACCUGGCUCACAGCCCAACUCCAAUGUCAGCUCCGGCCCUGCCCCAUCCCCCAGCAGCUUCCUGCCUAGCCCCUCACCACAGCCUUCUCAGAGCCCAGUGACAGCACGCACCCCACAGAACUUCAGCGUCCCCUCCCCUGGACCUUUAAACACCCCUGUGAACCCCAGCUCUGUCAUGAGCCCAGCUGGCUCCAGCCAGGCUGAAGAACAACAGUAUCUGGACAAGCUGAAGCAGUUGUCCAAGUACAUUGAGCCCCUGCGACGCAUGAUCAACAAGAUCGACAAGAAUGAAGACAGAAAAAAGGACCUCAGUAAGAUGAAGAGCCUGCUGGACAUUCUCACUGACCCCUCUAAGCGGUGUCCCCUGAAGACCUUGCAGAAGUGUGAGAUUGCCCUGGAGAAACUCAAGAAUGACAUGGCGGUGCCCACACCCCCACCACCUCCAGUUCUUCCAACCAAACAGCAGGACCUGUGCCAGCCACUCCUAGAUGCAGUCCUGGCCAACAUCCGUUCACCUGUCUUCAACCAUUCCCUGUACCGCACAUUCGUGCCAGCCAUGAUGGCCAUCCAUGGCCCACCUAUUGUGUCCCCAGUGGUAUGUUCCCGGAAGCGCAAAUUUGAGGAGGACGAGCGGCAGAGCAUCCCCAAUGUGCUGCAAGGUGAAGUGGCCAGGUUGGACCCCAAGUUCCUGGUGAACUUGGACCCUUCUCACUGUAGCAACAACGGCGCUGUCCACCUGAUCUGCAAGCUGGAUGACAAGGACCUCCCUAGUGUGCCACCUCUGGAGCUCAGUGUGCCUGCUGACUACCCUGCUCAGAGCCCAAUGUGGAUUGACCGUCAGUGGCAGUAUGAUGCCAACCCCUUUCUGCAGUCAGUGCACCGGUGCAUGACCUCCAGGCUGCUGCAGCUUCCCGACAAACACUCUGUCACAGCCCUGCUCAACACCUGGGCGCAGAGCAUCCACCAGGCCUGCCUCUCCGCUGCGUAGCAAACUGAACUUGAGGACCAGCAGCAGUCCCUGCUGUGGAGUUCACACCACCUACCAUAUGUUACUGGGGGUUGGCUUCCUAGAGGGUCUGGCUUAGGCUAGCUUUCCUGCUUCUCCUUCUGUCUCGGGACUGUCAGAUGUUUCCCCAUGCUUGUGCAGUAUUGACCAGAGAGCUGUGGAGCUGGCUGCAUGAGGGUCUGGGAUGUUCCCAGGAAGACCUUUCAUUGGUUUCUUCCAGAAGUCAGGCCCAACACUUCCUACAGCCAUGCUUUCUACAGCCUUCCUGGGCUCCGUGUCCACUCAGCAGCAUGAGAACUCAGGUCCCAUCUAAGUGUCUCUGUGUCACAGUACACUGUACUUGUGUCUGGAGAAUGUCAAGGACAUAGGAAACUCUCACUAUACACACAGCUCUCCAGUCACAGUGUGGGGUUCAGGUUGUGCCUUAUAAGGUACAUGGACACCUCAUUAUGAAUACUUCUGAAUCUAGGGCCCAGGUUUCAGUUUGAAGGAAAGGCCAGUAAGGCAGCGGCGGCGGCAGGUUCUCUGCUGCUAGCAGGACCUCAGCUUCAUGGAUCUCCUCAGUGCUGUGAGAAGGACCAGCUGGGGCGGGGGCUGCCCCUGACAUUCCUGUGCCACUCUUGGGUGAAGGGCCUUUGUCAGUGCUAUGUGAGACAUGAGUGGCUGGUCAGAUACUGUCAUUGGGACCCACAGCCUCAGAACACCGUCUUCUUAUUCUCUGUACCGCCACCAGGAGCAUGGGCUUCCUUCAGAACGCUACCCUAAGGCACUUGCCACGCUGGGCCGUAAUGGGUACCGCUCUGGUGAAAAGAAAUUUCCUCUUUUUAUAUGUGCACUACUCUGUUAUAUGAUUCUUAUAAUAAAUUUAUUAUUCCUGUGUUUGUCAGGA